UUUCUGCAAUCUUUCAGCUGGUGAGGCACUGUUUUGGUUGAAUCUUGUGCUCUCCACUACGCGCUUGGAAAACAUAUAGUGCGCCACUGAUUUAUUUUCACAUUUUACCACAGCAAAUAACUCUUCUGUUGUACCGAAACUAGUUUCACAAUGGCACUUCGUUUGUUCCGCAUUAGUCAGGAUGUAGUCGCACCGAUAAUCAAGCGGAAUUGUACCGUUUCCGCGUUCGAGUUGCAGCACAAGAACCCGAUUCAACGCAAAGUGGAACUUGUACCGGUUGCGCAGUAUGGUGGACGUCACACGGUAACCAUGCUCCCGGGCGGUGGCAUCGGUCCCGAGCUGAUGAACUACGUCAAAGAAGUGUUCCGUUUCUCAGGGGUCCCGGUGGAUUUCGAAAUUGUGGACAUUGAUCCAUCCAGCGAGGGAAACGAGGAUCUGGAGUAUGCCAUUACCUCGAUCAAGCGAAACGGAGUUGCCAUCAAGGGCAACAUCGAAACCAAAUCGGAAUCCACCGGUAUUAUUUCGCGUAAUGUGGCCCUUCGAAACGAGCUGGAUCUGUUCGUGAAUGUGUUGCACUGUAAAUCGUUUAAUGCCAUCCCGGCACAUCAUAGCAAUGUGGAUGUGGUCAUCAUCCGUCAGAAUACUGAGGGAGAGUAUGCGAUGCUGGAGCAUGAGAGCGCCCGGGGUGUCGUCGAGAGUAUGAAGGUGAUUACGGUGGAGAAUGCGACACGGGUGGCGAGAUUUGCGUUCGAGUUCGCUCGUAAUAACAACCGGAAGAAGGUUACCACCAUUCACAAGGCCAACAUCAUGAAGCUGUCGGAUGGUAUGUUCCUGUCGAGUGCCCGGGAAGUGGCAAAAGAGUAUCCGGAUAUUCAGCAUAAUGAUAUGAUUAUCGAUAACUGUUGUAUGCAGCUGGUGUCGAAUCCGCACCAAUUUGAUGUGAUGAACACGACGAAUCUGUACGGUAGUAUCACCUCAAAUGUUUUGUGCGGAUUGGUCGGUGGGGCUGGUUUAUUCUCCGGUAGGAAUUAUGGUGAUCAUUACGCCGUUUUUGAGCCUGGCACCCGUAACACUGGCACGGCCAUCGCCGGCAAGAACGUAGCGAAUCCAAUCGCAAUGCUGAACGCGGCCGUUGAUAUGCUGUAUCAUCUUGGCCACCGGUAUCACGCCGAUUGCAUCUCGGACGCAAUCCACAAGACAAUCGAUGCCGACGGUAUUCACACUCAAGAUUUGGGUGGCCAAAACAGUAGCACGGAAGUCGUGCAGAGUGUGCUGCAGCAUCUGGCCGAAAAGAGAACUUAUUGGCACCAAGGAGCUCAGGAAGAUAUCUAAUAGGUUAAGCUAGGAACUAACGAACUAACGCCAACUGCGUUCCGCGCAAAUUCCACUCGAUAAGUCAAUGAGAAUAAUAAGAUUACAUGAAUUUUGCUGAAUAUGCUGAACAGUGUCCAUUUAUUGUGAAACAUUGCGCAAAUUUGAAUAAUUGAAUAAACAUGUGCUCGCUUCGAGAGAUUCCUUGAGAGAGCCCUAGUUCGCAUGCUACGGUUAGUCUCUUCAUGCAUUUAAAGAUGCAGUGUUGCGAUUCCUUGCGGACAUUGCCGCUACUGGCGGCAGUGUGGUUAUGGCAUUCGUAGCUGCAGGGAAGCCUGGCCCAAACAUGACCUGCAAUCGUUCAAUCAAUCACUAUCGUUUAAGUUAAAAAGUUAAAGAAACCGAGCUCACUAUGCGAUACCUGGAGAACAGUUACUCCGCUUGGUGAUCUUGGAGCGACUGUCUGUCGAAGCAUCUGAAAACUCAAACAAAUUUCAGUUUCGCGUUUGUUGCAUCUGGCUUUGGCCAACGCAGACUUACCGUUUUGGUGGUUGAUGUGGCUUUUCUCUGAAAUGUAGAAUAAAUUAGUGGGUGCAAUUAAAUAUGCUAAAUUGAAAGAAAGUGAUAGCUACGAAGGCGGGUGUCGAGGAAGUGAUUGAACGAUGAGUGGUUCUUGUUGUCGUUCGUGUUGGUUGGAUUGCAGAAAUGACAAGACGAUGGGGCGUUGUCGGGUGUCGCGGUGCCUGGGUCGUUAUCUAGAUUAGAAGGGUCGCAUUAACAACAUUUAAUGGGGAAAUCAACGCUCAAUCGUGAGCUACUCACUACUGUUCGCAUGGUUGUGCGCGUCGGUGGCGGAGUGAGCUUGUUAUUGAAAAGAAAAUCUAAAUUGAACAUUUACAAUGCUGAUUACGUGCUAUGUGCUCUUACCGCUUUCCUAGUGGUUGUACGAACAGUGGUGCGAGUAGUUGUUCGUUGCUGUUGUCCGAAAGAUUCCUUAGGUGAAGACGAAGAAAAAACAUUAACAAUUGCAAGGCCCCACCUUAACAGUGGUUAGACAAUGUUACAUCUGCAAAUAGCACAAUUACGAGUAGUAGUAAAGUAAGCGCAAACUUCAUUUUCGUCUGUUUUUGAACUGAUCUAUCGACAGAGUGUCGAAAAUAGAACGGCGUAAAAUUGAAGAGACCCAGACCUAAUUUGCCUAAUUAUGAGGGUAAUUGGGAAGUGGUACCUAUAUACAUAGGUGAUUUAUUAUCACUCAAGAUGUGAUUUACUCAAGUUUAAUGUGGUUAUAAAUUAGGCUUUCGAAUUCAUGUUUUAUUAUUGUUACGAUGAUUACUAUUGGUGCUAUGAAUGAAAAUGGUUGAAAAUAAAUUCAUGUUUAAUUUGUCCGAAUCAUUUCGUAUUUCAAAGUUAUGACGGAGCAGAGCAGUUUGUACAGGUUGCGUUAACAUUGAAUAUGAACAUUGGAUAUGAAAUCAGUAGUAAAUAGCUGGAUGGAAUUUUGUUGGUGUUUUGUUGGUACUGUUGUGUGAUUCAACUAUUUUUAAGCAAUGUGAGUCGAAAUCUGUUUAGUACGAUAAAUUAACGUGCAAGCGAAGCAAUUCCUUCAUAUUUCUUGAAUGACUAGUUCCACCCCAUCUCACGAAUGUUUAUACAACAUUUAUGAACUCGCACACAAAUACACAAAAUAUGUGGUUCGCUCGGAGUGGGGUAAUUCGCCAACUCGUAUGUAACCUCAGCAUUUGAAAAUAUAGUGCACACAAAAUGGGUCGCAGGCUCUCUAAACUUAAAAGCACCCUUACCUUGAUUUUUUUUUUCAGGGAUAGUGUUGACAACGGGCUGACUUUAGACACUUUAGGCCAUUUAUUUUUAAAUUCAAGUGGAUUUUGAAUCAUUUCUAGAUUUGUCCGAAAUAUUAUAUAUAUGACGAAAAUCCUGAACUCAUAACAUAACUAGUAAUUAGCUCAUAGCAUAAUUAAUUUCCUGCCAGUCUAAGAUGGGUCAGAUAUAGUGACAAGACUACCGACGAAAACAAUGUGGGACUUUCGCGAACCCUCAACAGGAGCAAAAGUCCCUAUCGGUGGCAUUUGUUCUCGAGGAAUAGUACAUUUACGGUUCUAGAUGCGGUAACUCAUUUUAUCGUAUUCUCAGAUCACUUUCCGCUUUCUUGAAAUGCAACGUUUCAAUGAGUUGUAGGAUUCAAGUCCAUGGAGCUGACGUUUGACGUUAGUGAGCACUGUCCCAUACAGCUUUGGUGCAAUCUCAGAUAAAAAAUUCAAAAUUUUUUUUUUAUUAUUUCACAUUUGUAGCAUGGAUGAGGAAUUAUCGAAAGUAAUUUAUUUGUAACUAGCUGACCCGACGAACUUCGUCCCGCGCAAAAUAGAUUUUUUGAUUUGAAUACUUUCAAACAUCCACGUUUUCUUACUAAGUGAACGUUAGUGAGUCCAAUCACUGAACUCUUCCUUGAUUGAUUAUCCUUUGACCCUUUACAAUUUCCUUUUACUAUAAAUUGUCUAAUACUUCUACAAAAAUUCGUCCUUAUAAUAUAAAAUUAUUUUCAGACACAAUUUUCGUUCAAGAUUCUUCAAAAAUUUGGAAAUAACAUGUUUUCCGUUGCAUGGAAUACAUGUUUGAUACAGAGAAUAUUACAAAAUAAAGACAGCUCAAAUCGGACCAUUCCUUCCUCGGGUUUAGGGCACACCAACACAUUUGACCUUCCAUUUUUGUUUAUAUAGAUAGAAGAUAUAGGAAUGCGUUAUUCCGUCUGAAAAUCCUUUUCCACUUUCGAACAAAAAUCAAUUUCGUUAGCGCCAACAUCAAAUGGACUAACAACGCUUAGCUAAUUGUAUAACAUAUGGGAAUUCAAUUUUCGGAUUUUUGUCUCCGUUAUACUGAUCUACGGGACGAGACGGAUACAACGAAAUAUAGAUGACUCAGAUUGAACCAUUCCUUCCUCGGAUUUUGCGCUUACCAACACAUUUGGCCUUCCAUUUUUAUUUAUAGAUAUUAGAUAUGGAAAUGCGUUAUUUCGCCUGAACAUCCAUUUCCACUUACGAGCAAAGAUCAAUUUCGAUAGCGCAAAUAUCAAAUGGACUAACAACGCUUAUUAUGAUGUAUUUUCCGAUUUUUCUCUCCACUAUAUUGAUCUACGGGGAGAGACGAAUACAACAAAAUACAGAAGGCUAAAAUCGGACCAUCCCUUCUUCGGGUUUUCCGCUUACCAACAGAUUUUGCCUCACAUUUUUAUUUAUAUAGUUUUCCAUAUUAUCCCAAAUAUCCUUAUUUUCGUUUUUGUUUGGGUGUCCGCGAAGAACGUAAACUGACGGGUACACUUGACUACAUCACACAACCCGUACGCAACACAACACACACUACCAAAAAAAAGGAGUAAUGACUACCGUGUUCAAACCUUUCCUCUGAACCCGCCGUCAUUCAAACACUUUUUUGCAUCUUCAAGUGCGACAAGGCAGAUGCAGUCAGCUAUAUAUGAAGCGAUCACUACUACUAAUGCGCCGUCUUGCGUUGACAUUACAUUCGAGGUUCAAAGUUUUCUGCUGAACAAAGGUUAUGGAAACUAUAGAUAACACACACACCAUUGGUCACUUGGUCACGUAUCGCCUCUGCGGUCGAAUGAGGGACUCCAAGUGCUCCCACUGUGCGACAUAGAGGAAUUUUCAAUGAAAGAAGGUUUUAGCAUGUAUAUAAAAUUAAAGCUGAUCUUUGGAACAACAACAACGAGCAGAUCAAUUGAAUGUGACUCAAGAAGCCAUCUUCAUACGUUUGAAGGCCAUGGGAAAAACAUUCAGAAUAUCGGGAAAUGGGUUCAACGUAACACGAACGAAAGACAGCAGAAAAACCGAAAAAUCACCCAGGAGUAUCACCAACAUCGGUUGCAUGACCAGAUCGUUAUCAAGGAUGGAAAACAAGGGAGCAUGAUGCGAUUUACGAUUAAUCGCAAACUGCUCAGAUCGCAAUCUGUGCAAACUGCGACUAACUAUUAAUCCUCUCCCAUCAUAACCAAAUGAUUUUCUCUUGGUAACUCUGAGUUGACCAAAGCAUUGCUAGACUGAAACUAGUUAUAAUUGAGUUACUCUCCUUCUCCGUUUUGUUUACAACUCCUAACAAGAAUUUGCUCCAUGGGAAUGAGUAUCUCUAUGACGUACGCUUUACGAUUCUCGCUCUCUCGUUCGGGCGUUCAAUUUUCCCCUCCGAGCGCGUUUACUUCGAUGAAACUGUGUGAGGAAAAAAUGCGCUACAGCAGAUAGGACGACAUUAAUGUUUAAUGUUCCACAGAGGAUUUCUCAGAUGGUGUUUAAAUUCAUCUACAAUAGACUACAAACAAUCAUCCCCCUCAAAUCACUAAUUUUAUGAGUUAAUGUAAAUGCGUUAUUGGCCAAGGCUAUUACGAUAUCGAACACGUGGUCUUGCGAGAUAUAUUUUUCCGCCAGCCCAAAUACAGAACACUCCUUUCGGGCCCGAGUAAACUUGUGGCUAGAAAAGACCUUAAUUACCUUGAAUUAAUCAAAAACAUAAAUUAGAGCAAAUAUGUCAACAUGUGUUUUUUGUGUAAGCACGUAAAUAUUUACUCAUAAAAUUUUAAAAUUUUGGAACUCUACAUAAUUUGUAUGCAGAUAGACUAUCCACAGUUUGUGGGGGGAAUACUCAUACAACUCAAAUGGGUAAUGAUUAUCUGCUAUCACAAAGCUGAGAAUUUUUUUGACGUUUUGUUUUACUACUGAUUCAUUAAAAAAAACUUAAGCUUUAUUUUAAAAUGUUUUCUUAUCCAGAGACUGGCUCACCAUAUUGCACUGCUACUAAAACCGUAGGCUAACCUCAAGGAUGUUUUUUUAAUCAAUUUUCGGCGAAUAAUCAAUAGAGUGCCGUGUUAUGAAACAUCAAAACAAUAGCAAAAACAACAUCACGAUCAUAAGGUGUUGGUUCGGUUAUUCCAGACGACAUUGGAUAAAGGAUAAAUUUAUCUUGGGAACAUUAAAUUGAUGUUCAUGACUUCCAGUCGGACGUUUAUCCGCUCUGAUAAUAAUUGUGUGGUCCUCACAAAGCAUAUAUUCCAAUGCCGUCAGUUCACUUAAAUUCUUCGCAUACCGUUUGAUGAUUAAGUAGGAUGUUGAUAAUCAUUUUCUGCGAUACCAAUUGUUCCAACAGUAUUCAUUCGACAAUAUGGAGAUUGAAUACCUGAAAUUAACCAGAUUCAACCAAACAAAUCUGCGGACAAAGCAGUAUGUACACUGAAGAGAUGCAACAAGUUUGAAGGGAUAUGAAAAAAAAAACAUUGGUCGUUCAAUAAAUCUACUGCCACAUAUGUCAGAAGCCCACGAUAUAUGAAUAACAUAUGUCCAUACUAAUUCAUUACAUUUAUUUGCAACGAAAAACGUAACCACACAGAAUUGAAUUAAUCAAAUAUGUGAUCCGUUUUAUCUACAAAUCAAAAAAGAUAUUAAAUUCCAUUAAAUUCGAAAAGUGUUUCGUGAAAUCACUAAUUGAAUUAUUAUUAGAAAAAAUAUUUGAAGAGAAAUGUGAAUGUUCAGAAUUAUUGGAAUCUAAAAAACGAUUUUGGGCGGGAUGAGAUUCGCCCAAAUCUGCUGGUAAUAAAACUAAUCAAUUGCAUCCAUUACCCGUCUGCUGUUUAUCGGGUGGGGGAGACGACAGCAAAAUAAAAUCGAAACGAGACUGAGUCAGCCACUCACUGCGGUCAGUGCAAUAGAGAAUUAAAAAUCCCUCGACGAGUAUCGUAAGAUCUCAGUUGAUCGUCUCUUGUACACUUUCCGAUCAAGAACUCAUCAUCCGCUCUAUGGGAUGGGAUUAAUCGUUUGUGGCUUGCACUCACGUGUAGCCUUGAGUAGUAGAAGUAAUGCUUCGUGAGUGCAUACAGUGGGGACUCCUCUUUCAUAUUGCUUUUUUGAGAUCUUGGUAGCUCACCGUUCCAAGUAUUCCAAGUAUAUGAAGGAUAAAAGAGCAUCGCCUGCCGGGGGUGCUUUAAAAACAUCCGACUAGAGGGAUAUACUUAUUCAUUGAUCGUUGAAUGUGAUUUUUUACCAUCACUGAUCGUUAUGGAUGCAGCACUUCAAUUGUUACGAAAAUAAGAGAAAAUGGCUUGAAAUUAUUCCGUUACCCUCCAUCAAAGUUUGGACUCUCUGUUGGUCAACCUCAGCGGCCAUUUUAUUACACGAUCUAUUUAUGACUGCCACAUCCCGAGUCACUUUGACACCUUUCUUCAAUUUCCGGUUGACAAUUCCUCAACAUUUUUCGAUUGGGUGCAAUUGAAGGUAAUGGAGCUUCUAACUGUUUUUGGUUCUUCAGGCUGCACUUCACAAUGGCCCAAUAUUUCUCGAUUGGGUUGAGCUCUGGUGUGUUUGGAGGAUUCCACCACUCCAUGGUCAGUGUCUCGCUAUGACAGGAUGUCAGAUCCGGUAAAUAGCACGGUGUAGUUUCGGAAAAGGCAGCAGACGUUUUCUAGACACUCGUUCACGUAAUGUUCCCGGUUGCAAUGAGAGUGUCGAUUUUCAAGCCAAAGGUACAGAAUGCCUACCGAGCCAGAUAUUUCUAAGCGAACUUCGACAAUUUGCACACGUUUGAAAAUGUUACCAUCUUUCCGCUUGCGGUUGCCGUGUUGAAGGCAUUGUUUCGGACUCGCACAUACCCAUAAAAUGAGGGAUAUUCAGUUUCUUAAAGGCAGGAUGGGAAGAAAAGCCGUCGUAUAUAAAUGUAAAAGGAUUAUUGUCUUUCGGAUGCCGACCAAUUUCUUAUUUAUGUUCGACAAACGGAAAUGGAAAUGGAAUAGAAAUGAAAUGAAAAUGAAAUGAGAACCGAAAUGAGAACCGAAAUGUGAACCGAAAUGUGAACCGAAAUGAGAACCAAAAUGAGAACCGAAAUGAGAACCGUAAUGAGAACCGAAAUGAGAACCGAAAUGAGAACCGAAAUGAAAACCGAAAUGAGAACCGAAAGAGAAUCGAAUUAUUGUUACAUGUACAAUAUUGUUGUUUCUUUUUUUCAACCAAUUCAAAGUAUCAUCCGACGUACAGUUGAUAUGUUUUAAGAACUUUGAGAAAGAGAGAAACUGUUUAAUUUGGGGAAAGAUACUCCCAAAUGACUUCGGUAUUAAUAGCGGAUUAGCAACGGAUGUUCAUUUCGAAAAUAUGACUAGAUAACUGUUUCAAAAUAGAAAUGUUAAAGAAAACUUCAAUAUAAGUAGGAAUAUAAGAAAUAGAACAGUUGCGUAGUGAAAUUUUGACUGAAAUUGCUGCAUGACAUGAUCAUAAUCACUAUUUAUGAAGAACAUUUAGAACAUAACAAAACUAACAUAGCCAAAUCGAACAUCACUCGGUAGUACUCGAAUAAUUUAGCAACAAUUACUUCCAUAUAUAUAUAGUUUAUUUCUGAGGGCUUUGGCUAGUAAUGUACGUAUUACAAAAACGUGUAUGUAAACGUAUUACUCAAACGUGUAUCGUUCAUUGAGAAAAGCAAGAAAAAAACAGGUCUCCUUUAUAGCUUCGCUAGAUAAAACUGUAUGUGUUCCUCCUUCACUAACCCGUUAAUGUUUCCGGCUUUCCUCGGCAAACUGUUUUCUUCCG
Molecule: messenger RNA, 8900 nt
Organism: Toxorhynchites rutilus septentrionalis
Lineage: Eukaryota; Metazoa; Arthropoda; Insecta; Diptera; Culicidae
Gene: Idh3g
Product: isocitrate dehydrogenase [NAD] subunit gamma, mitochondrial
Exons: 5
Coding region: 151-1332 (393 amino acids)
Biological process (GO): tricarboxylic acid cycle; isocitrate metabolic process
Cellular component (GO): mitochondrion
Source: RefSeq, a predicted model, not a curated record